Molecule: messenger RNA, 1230 nt
Organism: Recurvomyces mirabilis
Lineage: Eukaryota; Fungi; Ascomycota; Dothideomycetes; Mycosphaerellales; Teratosphaeriaceae
Exons: 2
Coding region: 1-1230 (409 amino acids)
Source: RefSeq, a predicted model, not a curated record
AUGGACUCUCACCACUCUGAAUUCGUGGUCUCACCUCCUCCCUCUUCAGACCCAACACCAAAGAGUCCUGCGCUCGCCUUCGAGCCAACCUCGAACGACUCUCUUGCACCACGUAUCCCGUCACCUUCGAAACAGACAGAGAAGUCAUCACAGUCGCUCGGACCGCAAUCCAUCACGGGGAUCAUGAGUCCACGAGGAGAACAGGACCUGCAGGUUAUUGUUGAUCAGCAGGCGAGUGCUAUGGACAGGCUGCAUGAAGCAUUUGCGGCAGAGCGUCAGGUAUGGAAUCUGGAGAAGGACUGGUUGCACCAGCGCAUAGCAAGCCUGGAGCAGCUGCUGAAGACGAGGGAUCACCAUAGUCCUGCCAAAUCGCCUGUUAUGUCACCAUUGAGCACCGUUUUCAAUGGCAAUGGCAUCAUCUCAUCACCACAAUCUCGAGCAAUGAGCGGCACUCCUCACUUACCGAGCAUCGCUGAAGACGAUGGCAUUCAGCCAAUGCCGCUGUCGCGAAGGCGAGAUGGUGCUCCAGUAUCCAUCGACUUCUCGAGGCGGCCACCUGUGCCUGCAGUUACACUAGCGAGAUCAAGCCGUUCGCAAAGACAAAGUUCAGUCUCGUUUGACCAGGAGAUCAGAGUAGAUGAGGUACCCAUCUCGCCCCCUACAUCUGCGAUGCCAAUGUCGCCUCUUUCCCCAGCUAACCGUGCUGAGGCUGGUCACACACCACUCAAGGCCGCCGAUCGGCCAUCGACUCCCCCUCCAGGCAAGAUGACCUUCGAUGGCAUCGAAGACACUCCCACGCGCAACAACACACACAUCAAUCUCAUGUUGACGAGAAGCAAUGAAGACGAAGAUGACGUCUUACUGAAGGGUCCACUGUGUAUGCCAGAGCUGCCCAACCAGCCCGAUGCAUCCAACUUCACGCUCGAGGCAUUGUCGAAGCGACUCGAGCAAGUAGCACGGAGCCCGGAGGAGUCUAGGCCAACGAUAUACAAUGAGCCCAGCCCAGGUAUGCUGUCGCCGAAAGAACCAGCGCCCUUGGACUCAGCUGUCUCGGACCACCCGCACUCAGCAUCACAGCACUCGCCCGCUAUUUCGCCUGGCUCUCUCGCGCCGGCAGCCGAAGCACCACAAGAGCUGUACAACGGGGUGAAGCUGAAGAAGAAGCCUAGCGUCAACUUCGGGGCUCCUUUCGGUCAGCUCGGAGGAUUUGGCGGGAGGAAAUUGUCGUAG